CAUCAUGUCCAUCACAAAGAUUCACGCUCGCCAGAUCUUCGACUCUCGCGGUAACCCUACCGUUGAGGUCGAUGUCCACACCGCCAAGGGCCUCUUCCGCGCUGCUGUUCCCUCUGGUGCUUCCACUGGUGCCCACGAAGCCGUUGAGUUGCGUGACGGCGACAAGAACGCCUAUGUCGGCAAGGGCGUGAGCAAGGCUAUCUCCAACGUCAACGACAUCAUCGCUCCCGAGCUUAUCAAGUCCGGCUUGAAAGUCACCCAACAAAAGGAAAUCGACGAUUUCCUCAUCAAGCUCGACGGCACCCCCAACAAGGGCAAGCUCGGCGCCAACGCUAUCCUCGGUGUCUCCAUCGCCGUUGCUGAGGCUGGUGCUGGCGAGAAGGGUGUCCCCCUCUACCAACACCUCGCUGACCUUGCUGGUGUCAAGCCUCCCUUCGUCCUCCCCUUGCCAUGCUUCAACGUUAUCAACGGUGGAUCCCAUGCCGGAAACAAGCUUGCUUUCCAGGAAUUCAUGCUUUUGCCCACUGAGGCUUCCAGCUUCACCGAGGCUUUGAAGAUUGGUACAGAGACCUACCACACCCUCAAGAAGGUCAUCACCGCCAAGUACGGUAUUGAUGCCGUCAACGUUGGUGACGAGGGUGGAUUCGCUCCCAACGUUUCUGGCGCCGAUGAGUCUCUCGAACUCCUCACUGAGGCCAUCAAGAAGGCCGGCUAUGAGGGCAAGAUCAAGAUCGCUCUCGAUGUUGCCUCGUCCGAGUUCUACAAGGACGGCAAGUACGACCUCGACUUCAAGAACCCCAACUCCGAUCCCACCAAGUGGAUCACUGGCAAGGAACUCGCCGAUCUCUACCUCUCCUACGUUGAGAAGUACCCCAUUGUCUCCAUCGAGGACCCCUUCGAUCAGGAUGACUGGGAGGCCUGGACCCACUUCACCUCCAAGAGCGGAAUCCAGAUUGUCGGUGACGACUUGACUGUCACCAACCCCCUCCGCAUCAAGACCGCCAUUGAGAAGAAGGCCUGCAACGGUCUCUUGCUCAAGGUCAACCAAAUCGGUACCAUCUCUGAAUCGAUCCAGGCUGCUCAGCUCUCUCAAUCCGACGGCUGGGGUGUCAUGAUCUCCCACCGCAGCGGUGAGACCGAGAACACCAUCAUUGCUGAUCUCGCUGUCGCCCUCGGUGUCGGCCAAAUCAAGACUGGUGCUCCUGCUCGUUCUGAGCGUGUUGCCAAGUACAACCAGCUCCUCCGUAUCGAGGAACAGCUCCAGGGCUCUGGUGCCAUCUACGCCCAGGGCAAGGGCUUGUCCGCUGGUUCCACUCCCCCUGCUCUCCUCAAGAAGUAAGCGUGGGUUUGCGAUCGAAGAGGUAGUGAGAGUGAGAAGUCGACACAACAACCAAAAUGGACACUUGUACUUUUGUGAAAUCAAUCAUCAUAGACUAUCGUUAUCUGCUUGCAUCGAUGCCUUUGUUGUUGUGGAUGUAUACGAGAAUGAUCAUGAAGUUG
Coprinopsis cinerea okayama7#130 is the source of this 1500-nucleotide messenger RNA. RefSeq names its product enolase. Gene Ontology annotation, cellular component: phosphopyruvate hydratase complex. The transcript has 7 exons. Gene Ontology annotation, molecular function: magnesium ion binding; phosphopyruvate hydratase activity. Gene Ontology annotation, biological process: glycolytic process. Bases 5 to 1339 code for a protein of 444 amino acids. Lineage: Eukaryota; Fungi; Basidiomycota; Agaricomycetes; Agaricales; Psathyrellaceae. The record is from RefSeq and is a predicted model, not a curated record.